AUGUACAACUACGACACCGAUAAUGAGCUACAUAAUAGAAUGCGGGAAAAUCCACAGCGGCACCAAAAUGUAGUUCACAAAUUACAAAAAAUGCUCCGUCAAUUUAAUCCUUUUGUAAUUAGGUUCAAGCAAUUGUCAUUGCUUCCAAAUAUCAGUGAAUGCAGUCUCAUACUUAAGGAGCGUCCAAAUUCUAUGGAAUAUGGAAGGGAUAUUAGUGUCAUUCGUCAUGAUGGAAAUCUCAAGAAAGUUCAAGAGACAAAGGGAUAUUAUGAUCCUUUACAAUACCAUAUAUUUUACAUGCUUCAGAUUCGCCCAAAUGAUCAAUCAAAGUUGUUAAAUGCGGGUCGACUAUUGCAACAAUAUGUUGUAGACAAUUAUAUCAAAAUUGAAUCAUGGAGGUUAAAGUGGAUUAAAGAGCACCAAAGUGAUAUAAGUGAUGAAUUGUACCAAGGUAGAGAUAGGUCUGUCGAUAAUAGAUGGGUGGUUCCUUAUAACCCUUGGUUACUGUUAAAGUAUGAUUAUCACAUUAAUGUAGAGAUUUGCAGUAGCAUUAAAAGUAAUAAGUAUCUAUACAAAUAUGUGUACAAGGGCCCUGAUCGUGUGGCUAUGGAGGUUCAUAAAGGAUCAUACAUGGAUGAAGUUCAACAAUAUGUUGAUGCAAGAUGGAUUUGUGCUCCCGAGGCAUUAUGGAAAAUAUUUCGAUUCACUCUUUACAGAUUAUAUUUUUUGGUUAAAAGAUUGCAGAUCCACUUGCUGAACCGCCAUCAAGUGCGCUUUUAUGAUCAUCAACGAAUUACAGAUGUGUUAAAUACUUAA
Lathyrus oleraceus (garden pea) is the source of this 816-nucleotide messenger RNA. RefSeq lists its product as uncharacterized. NCBI's taxonomy places the organism in Eukaryota, Viridiplantae, Streptophyta, Magnoliopsida, Fabales, Fabaceae. Bases 1 to 816 code for a protein of 271 amino acids. The record is from RefSeq and is a predicted model, not a curated record. The transcript has 5 exons.